AUGUUGGAGUUUGAGAUUCUUCUACAACAGUGGCCAUUAAGUAUUUUUGACGACGACAAAGACUGGGUAGAAGAUGAGCGGCCUCACAUCCUGAGCAGCAUGAAGAGGCAGAGGCGCUGGCCCCUGGCGGCCCUGGCCCCAGCCGCUGGGGGAGGAGCCUCUAGCGCUGCAGGAGGGGCCGCGCUGGAGCCGCCUGAGGAGAGGGUGGUGUACAUGCGGGCAACCGUCCAACUGUCGCCGGCACACAGCACCAAGGCGCUGAUCGACGCUUUCAAGCUAUUCCUGCCCCAUAGCACGGAGUUCAGGAGCUCCGACGCGGAGCUCUGGAGCUACCUCUGCCGCCUCAAGCACCAGUUCUCCCCCCACAUCCUGUGCAGCAAGGACGUCUAUGGCUACUCCCUCCUGACCCUGGCCCCGGACCCCCGGCACCAGCCCCCCGAGGCCCACCUCCAGACGCGCCCGCCAGCUGCCAGGCAGAGGCGCCACGGAGCCCGGACGGUGGCGCUCGGCCAGAGGAAGGUGCCGCCCCCGCCUCCGCCGUCCCGCGAGGAUAGCAGCCCCCGCAAACCCGCGGCCUCCUGGCCCUACUCCGGGGUCCGCACCCUGGAGGAGAGUGGGAGGGCGGCCACCCCGACGUUGACCACCUUCCCCACCAUUCGCGUAGUAGGCGACAUGUGGGUCGAGAGCAGCCUGCCAGAAGCGCUACGCCAGGCGCGCCAAGUCCUGGGAGUGAACCUGGAACCCGUGGUGAGACUCCGCCGCUUCCCAGUGCCUGGGCGUGAGAUGCGGGCCACCGCCGCACGACCUCUAAGCCCCAGGACGGGACAGAGAAUCAUCUGGUGUGAAAUCUCAGUGACCCUUCUUCUUUUGUGUCCCUCACUGGACGGCAAGAUCCUCGUGGACACCAUGGCAGGUAACACGGAAGCGGCCAAUCACACGUCUGCAGGUUCUGUGGGAGCCGCUGGGCAGCUCCAGCUUCUGUCCUGCCGCCUACCAGCUGUGCAUGCAUCCUGA
Neofelis nebulosa (Clouded leopard) is the source of this 1014-nucleotide messenger RNA. Its product is annotated as coiled-coil domain-containing protein 71L-like. NCBI's taxonomy places the organism in Eukaryota, Metazoa, Chordata, Mammalia, Carnivora, Felidae. The record is from RefSeq and is a predicted model, not a curated record.